Messenger RNA from Linum tenue, 3060 nucleotides. Lineage: Eukaryota; Viridiplantae; Streptophyta; Magnoliopsida; Malpighiales; Linaceae. The record is from the annotation of a GenBank genome assembly.
AUUAUAACCACGUCCACAAUUAACAGAGCAACCAAAGCUGGUUUAUCCCAUGAAAGCAAAUCUCCUUUUCAUAAAUUAAUUAGGUCAGACUUCAACUUCUCUCAUCUUUCCCUCCAAAUCCCCCCUCGUGCAGGAUUUUGUAGGGGGUUUUGCUUUCUCUUUCUCCGCUCUUUGACAUCCGCGUUCCUCAUCCCUUUGGUGACCAGUCUAUUCGGAGAGAGUCGAGGAAAUUCAAACUCGGAAAUCAUACUAUUCUGGACUCUUGCUUGCUCUGUUUCGCCCCCCUUCUCUUCGAGAUGAAACAAGGAAGAGGAUUGGGAAGGUUAUAUUGAAUGAAUGGUUGGUUGCGGCAACCAUGUUUCUUCCCCCACCAAACCCCUUUCAGAGCGACGAAUCAUGGGGUUGGGGAUGGGCUCUUCUGCUUCCGGUACCCGGAAAUUGCUUCUUUUUGCGGCCUAUUUCUGGGUUUGCUUCUCCACUCUGUUCCUUGCUCUGUUUCGCUUCCUCACCGGAACCACCACCAGGGUUCUCAGCAGAACCGAAACCAGUGGUGCCGCCGUUUCUGUAGCGAAAAGCUCCGACUUUGUAGAACCCAAGGAGCUGCCUGAAAUGGGGGUUGAUCCUGAAAUUGAAGCAGAGUCGGACGUUUCUGAAUAUAGAGAUGGUGAUUCAGGGGAUGACAAGUCUCCCAAAGUCGUGCCGUUUCUGAAUAUAGACUUUGUAGAGCCAGAGGAGCUGCUUGAAACGGUGCCGAAACCUGUUAUUGAAACGGGGUCGGACGUUUCUGAAUGUAGAGGAGUAGUCACGGAAGAGGAGGAUGAUUCAGGGGAUGAGAAGAAGUCGCCCAAAUUCGUGUUCAAAUUCGAGUACCAGAGCUACAGAAAAGAAGAAGAAGAGCAAGAACAGAUUGAAUUCGAGCCUUCUUCUCCGUUGGACUCUAUACCCACCGCUUCAACUACUAGUAAGUACGAAUUCUUGUCCGGAAAGGAUUUUAGUCACUAUGUGGAGGAGCCGGAAGCCGUUCGCCUCACCGUGAAGGAGUGUUUUCUCGGUUCCGAUGAGGGAUUUGCAGCCGCCGGCGAAGUUUCCAAAGUUGUUGAGCCGGAAUUUCUUGUUGACAAGAAGGUAGAAGAGAUUCCAGUUGAUGUUCUUCCAUCUAAUGACGAUGCUGCAACUGAGGCGGAAUCAUUUGAUCAAGAGGCUUCAAUCAGCAAAGGGAACAAGACAGUUGAUUUUGAGCUGCCACCUGAGGAUUUAUUCAUGGGUGAUGAAAUGGACUUGGAGUCGAUAGCUUCCAGCAGUGGAUUCAUGAGCCGUUCCCUCUGCUCAACCAGUGACGAUGACGGGUUCUUUUCAGAUUGCGAUUCUGAAAAAGAGGGAAUGAUGAAUUUUCUCAACAGCUUGAACUACGAGGAGGGUGUCGAUGAUCUCGAAGAUGAAGAAUCGCAACCUGCAGUGGGUUCCGGUGUAAAUGAUCCAAAGAGUGGUAAAGAUGAUCAUUUUAAGUCUGAUUCAAAGGAUGAUCCAUCUGGUUGGGACUCUGAGGACACUAGUAAUGGGUUGGAGAUAUUGUGGGAGCAUCAAGAAUUAAUAGAGCAGCUGAAAAUGGAGCUGAAGAAUGUUAAGGCAACUGGCCUUCCAACCAUUUUGGAAGACGAUGAGUGUCCAAAGAUCGUGAUGGAAGAUUUGAAGCCAUGGAAGAUCGAGGAGAAGUUCCACCACGAAGAUAGGAUGAGUGAGCUUCACAAGUUCUACAAGAGCUACAGGGAAAGAAUGCGCAAGUUCGAUAUCUUGAAUUACCAGAAGAUGUAUGCAACAAGUUUUCUGCAGUCCGAGGACCCUUUUCAAUCCACGUCAGCAAGUAAGAAAAUUGAGGCUUCAGCUUUGGGAACCCUUUUCACACAGAAGCUGAUGCUACUCAAGCGCAAGAAGUCCAUUUCUGAUCCAAUGGCAAAUUUCAUGAAGGAAUUGCAGGGUGUGUUAGAAACAGUGUACGUUGGACAAAUGUGCCUCUCUUGGGAAAUCCUACAUUGGCAGUACCAGAAAGCAUUAGAGCUCUACGAUUCUGACCAUUUUGGUACGAGGAUAUACAACGAAGUCGCAGGCGAGUUCCAGCAGUUCCAGGUACUGCUGCAAAGGUUCAUCGAGAACGAGCCUUUUGAAGGCCCGAGGUUGCAGAACUAUGUCAAGAAGCGUGUUGUGAUGCGGAAUUUGCUCCAAGUUCCUGUCAUUAGAGAGGACGGGAGCAAGGAUAAGAAGGCAAGAAGAAGAAUAAGAGGGAAGGACGGUGGGGCGAUUACAAGCGACCAGCUGGUGGAGAUAAUGGAGGAAUCAAUCAGAAUCAUGUGGAGAUUCAUUCGAGCCGAUAAAGACUCACAUACUGCAAAACAUUUCAAUACCGGGAAGAAAGGAACUCAAAUAGAGCCUCGUGAAGAUCCUGCUCAUCUCGAGUUGCUCUCAGAAGUCCACACAAAUCUUCAAAAGAAGGAAAAGAGGUUGAAGGAGAUGAUGAGGAGUGGUAGUUGCAUACUGAGAAAGUUUCAGAAGAAGCAGCAGAAACACGACGAUGAAGAUAGUAGUAGUCCGUCGUCGGAUAAUGUGCUGUACUUCUUCUGUCAAGUGGACAUGAAGCUGGUUGCCAGGGUUCUUAACAUGUCGAAAAUAACAACGGAGCAGUUGCUGUGGUGUAGGAGUAAAUUGAGCAGGAUCAGUUUUGUAGGGAGGAGGGUUCAUGUUGACCCUUCUUUUUCUCUUUUCCCUUGCUAGUUAGCUACCUGUAGUAAUGCUGUUACUGUAUAUUUAUAACACUAGGGCAAAUUUUUCUGUAUAUAGUGUAGUGUAUUGAGGGGGGACUAUCUUGUAUUCCAAGGCACUUAGGGGAAAAAACACUAAUGUGAGUCGAGGAAAGAAGGCACUUCUGUUAGCUGGGCAAGAACUAGUGUACAGCAGCUACUGACAGACCUAAAUCUCUGUAUUUUAAUUUCUUCUUCUAGAGCUUUUCUUUUUGGUUUGAUUUAAUAUGAAGAGAGUUUCAGCCAACUGGGAGCUGGUUGACUGGAA